This is a messenger RNA of Aspergillus glaucus CBS 516.65, 903 nucleotides long. Its product is annotated as DNA-directed RNA polymerase III subunit C31. The coding region runs from base 60 to 788 and encodes 242 amino acids. Gene Ontology annotation, cellular component: RNA polymerase III complex. The record is from RefSeq and is a predicted model, not a curated record. The transcript has 3 exons. Gene Ontology annotation, biological process: transcription by RNA polymerase III. Lineage: Eukaryota; Fungi; Ascomycota; Eurotiomycetes; Eurotiales; Aspergillaceae.
UUGGGAGGGAAAACUUGCAUUGGCUUUCAGCAUAACCGGAAUUUAUUCCCUUGUCGAAAAUGUCGCGAUUCGGAGCCAAGAAGGGCAGAAAGCUGCCCGGAGCCGAGUUCUCUUGGGAGACCGACGCCGGGGGGGAGCCAGACACAGCACCCACGCCUCUUUAUCCUAAAUACAAUGUCACCCGCGCGAUGCUCCUCACCCCUCGUGAGCAGCUCCAAGUCGACUACUACCGCGACCUGCGCGAACGCUACCACGAAGGCCCGUAUUACUCCGUUCUCGAUGCCGCGUCGUCCUCUGCGAAGAAGGGGAGUGCCGCGCGUGUGAACUUUGAUCCGUUCCACGGCAUGCCGUCGUAUUCGGGGAAGUAUCAGAAGAAGAAGAGGACGUUGCCAAAGUUGCAAGGGAGGCCGUAUAUUAUGAGAUUCUUCCCCCGAGAACUGUGGCAGACGAUUCAGCCUAGUUUUAAGCCGGAAACCUCGAUGGAUGGCUACGUUUCGCAGGUCGCACGUACAGGUGCCAAGCGCGGAUUCGAGGAUGACGAGGAAGAGGAGGAAGAUCAGUUGAAGCGUCGGAGGGCUGAGGAUGAUGAAGAAGGCGGGGAGGGUGAGGAUAUUCUGGAUCCCGACGAAGAACAGGAAGAGGAGAUUGUGGAUGAUAAUUUCGAGGACGACGACGAUGAUAUGGGAGGCGAUUAUAACGCGGAGCAGUACUUUGAUGGUGGUGAUGAUGAAUAUGGGGAUGAUGGGUUUGGAGAUGGGGGAGGAGGUGGUGAGGAGGAUACUUUUUAGCGAGAUACCCUUUGCAUACUUUAUUUGUAUUCUACAGCGUGUCAGAUGGACAAAAUCUCAGGAUGUCUAGUUUAUGUGUAAUUUGUCAAUUGCAUUUAAAUUGUUUAUUACUCUA